Molecule: messenger RNA, 1466 nt
Organism: Papaver somniferum (opium poppy)
Lineage: Eukaryota; Viridiplantae; Streptophyta; Magnoliopsida; Ranunculales; Papaveraceae
Product: salutaridinol 7-O-acetyltransferase-like
Exons: 1
Coding region: 90-1403 (437 amino acids)
Source: RefSeq, a predicted model, not a curated record
UUCUAUCACCAUUUCAGAAACCAUAUUUCUUGGUCUAGUGUUCAUUAUCAGAACAAGUUCGUUAUCAGAACAAGUAACAAAUCUCAAGAAUGAAAAUGGAAGUAGAGAUCAUCUCCAAUGAAAAAAUAAAACCUUCAUCACCUACUGACCAUCAUCUCAAAAUAUUUAAGCUCUCUUCGCUUGAUCGAUAUCGUCCUUCAGAAUACAUACCUAUAAUUCUUUUUUACAAUCCCAAUCCAACAGGUAUAAACGACAGUAUCUCCGAUCAUCUCAAAAAGUCGUUAUCCAACACGUUAACACGUUUCUACCCGAUAGCCGGUCGAAUCAAAGAUAAUAAUACUUGGGUUGAUUGUACCGACGAAGGCGUUGAAUAUGUAGAAACGAGAAUUGAAGGUAAGAUUUCUGAUUUUACGUGGACAUCGGAAUUACUACACCAGCUCGUGCCGGUACAUACGAAUUUAGCGACUGAAGUUCCGGCUGUCAUCCAAGUCAAUUUCUUCGAUUGUGGUGGUGUUGCAAUUACAGUAUGUAUUUCACACAAGAUUGGUGAUACAUCUACUUACGCUACUUUUAUUAACAGUUGGGCAGCCACAGCUCGGGGAGCCCCUGCCGCCAGUACCAAUUUCGAUUCUCAAUCUCUAUUUCCGAUUCCCGUACCCGACACAUCCGACACAGAUAAUGAUCGGAGAGGGUCCCACAGCUCGGAUGAUGAGGAAAAUGAAGAUCUUGUGACGAAGAGACUAGUAUUCGACGGUGAGAAAGUCAGUGCCUUGCAAGAAAGGAUUGGUGACACUUUGACUACUUUGAAGUACCCGACACGUGUAGAAGCCGCAUCCGCUUUGAUAUGGAAGUCGGCAAUGGAAGCAGGUUUUGCGACAUCACCACCAGCAGUAAAAGAUCAGACACCCGAACGCGUAUCGGAAAUGUAUAUUGUUGUCAACAUAAGGAAAAAAAUGGACCCGCCAUUAAGUGACUCAUCAUUUGGGAAUAUAUUCUCUAUGGCGACAGCAAAAGCAACGAUUACUAGUGGUGGGGUGGAUUUAGAUGACUUGGUUGGCCAGAUUCGGGUUGCGAUUAGUGGAGUCGACGGUAAUCAUAUAAAGCGAAUGCAGAAUGAUGAAGAUUCUGAGGAGGAUGAUGAAGAAUAUGAUCAUGAAGAUGAGUAUAAUGAUUAUUGGUUAAUGAGUUGGUGUAAUUUUCCAUUAUAUGAGAUUGAUUUUGGAUUUGGGAAGCCGGAUUGGGUAACGACUGAUGCAGUUGAAGUGUUAGAUGAGAAUGAUAUUUACUUGAUGGAUGCUAGAACUGGCAAAGGAGUUGAAGCUUGGAUUAAACUGACACCAGAGAAAAUGGACAUGUUUUUGAAUAACCAAGAGUUACUUGAAUUUGUAACUAUUUUUGAUUGACUUUAUUGUUAAAUUGCUAUGCAGGAAUAAUGAAAUUUGAGUUGCGUUUUUCAGUUCAUUUAA